AUCAGAAAUGUCUAAAGAAAAACAAAUGAUAGACGAACCAAACAAUGCAUCGUCGGCCCAAGUGCCAACGUAUAGGCCAUCAUCGGUAGCUUCCGAAAUUGAGCCAGCAACUGAAGUGUUGGUAUGUGAGUCUACCUUUGAAAAUAUAGCUGAAACACCUCUAUUCUCAGGUUCGAUGGAAUGUUUACUAAAUCAUAAUAAAGUUUCUGAUUCUUCAACUGAUGUCGAAGACACAAGUAAAAUUAAUUCUUUCCACUUAGAUCAGGAUAAUGCAGAAAAUUUCACCAAACAUACAGAUAUUACUGAAAUUAUCGAACCAGAAAUACCCUCGAAUAGAAAACAAGAAAGAAAAAUCGAUGAAAUUUCUGAUUUUUCCGAUGACGAAGGAUUUUCUUCUAACAAUUUCGAUGAGCAUAAUAAUGAAGAUUUUGAUUAUUCUCCGGAACAAUUCACGGAAACAGUGGACGACAUCUACAUUCACAGACCGUUAAAAUGGGCUUUUAUAAAUUUAGAAAGAUUUUCUCUUGUAAGUGAAAUCAUUUAUGAAGAAGACGAGUUUGAAUACGAAAAUGCUUCAUCAGAAGACGAUGAUUCCAUCCACACAGAUAGCGAAUUAAGAAACAGUGAACAUUCUGAUGAUGUCNACAAUUUUAAUAAGUCUUGUAAAUAA
Molecule: messenger RNA, 670 nt
Organism: Centruroides sculpturatus (bark scorpion)
Lineage: Eukaryota; Metazoa; Arthropoda; Arachnida; Scorpiones; Buthidae
Exons: 3
Coding region: 8-670 (220 amino acids)
Source: RefSeq, a predicted model, not a curated record